This is a messenger RNA of Camellia sinensis, 1579 nucleotides long. NCBI's taxonomy places the organism in Eukaryota, Viridiplantae, Streptophyta, Magnoliopsida, Ericales, Theaceae. The record is from RefSeq and is a predicted model, not a curated record.
AUGGCAAGGAUGGAAGAGUUGCGGAUGGAGGACCAAAAUGUAAAGCGCAAGAGGGAGCGUUGUCAGAAACAAUCUUCUCUUCUUUCAAAGCUCACCAGGCAACUUAGUAUUCAUGACAAUCGGGCAGUUCCUUCGCAUCGAGUCGGCGACGGGAAGGCGGAGAGAGAAGACGAAGAUCAGGGAACUCAAGGAUUCCAGGAGAAGGAUAUUAGUUUAAGUGGUGAACAUGUAAGGGAGGGCUUGACAUGUGUAAUUUCUGUCAAAGUACCAAAUCCAGAAUUUGAAGGACAAACAAAGACAAGGUUGGGGAAUCCAGAGGUGCGGAAAGUGGUUGAUCAAUCUGUUCAGGAGUAUCUCACUGAGUACUUAGAGUUGCAUCCAGAUGUACUUGAUUCAAUCCUUUCCAAGUCCCUUAAUGCUCUAAAGGCAGCUCUGGCGGCAAAGAGGGCAAGAGAAUUGGUGAGACAAAAGAGUGUUUUAAAAUCAUCUUCUAUUCCUGGAAAGCUUGCAGAUUGCUCAGCCACUAAUCCUGAAGAAUCUGAAAUAUUUAUUGUUGAAGGAGAUUCGGCCGGUGGUAGCACAAAACAAGGUCGUGACAGGCGCUUCCAGGCUGUUCUUCCCUUAAGGGGUAAAAUUUUGAACAUUGAAAGAAGGGAUGAAGCAGCAAUGUACAAGAAUGAAGAGAUUCAAAAUCUUAUUCUAGCUCUGGGACUUGGAGUAAAGGGAGAAGAUUUUAAAAAGGAGGCUCUCCGUUAUCAUAAAAUCAUAAUCUUGACUGAUGCUGAUGUAGAUGGCGCUCAUAUCCGAACAUUACUAUUGACAUUUUUCUUUAGAUAUCAGAGGGCUUUAUUUGAUGAAGGAUACAUUUAUGUUGGUGUCCCGCCUUUGUACAAGGUUGAAAGGGGAAAGCAAGCAUAUUAUUGCUAUGACGAAACAGAUCUGAAACGACUACAGAGUUCGUUCCCUCCAAAUGCAUCAUAUAACAUUCAGAGGUUCAAAGGUUUAGGAGAGAUGAUGCCUUUACAAUUAUGGGAGACAACACUUGAUCCAGAGAGAAGAUUGCUAAAGCAACUAGUGGUUGAGGAUGCAGCAGAAGCGAAUGUUGUUUUCUCCUCUCUUAUGGGUUCCCGGGUGGAUGUGCGGAAGGAACUUAUUCAGAAAUCUUCAGGCAUGAUCAACCUUGACCACCUCGAUAUCUGAACAGGGUAUAUCAUCAACUAUAGAAGGUUGAAAAUUGUUUGCACUGUAUAUUUUACGAGGUCAAUCAAGUGUAAACGCUUCACGAGGGCGAAGAGGCAAUCAAAUGUAGACAUUUUUAUAAUUUUGUGUGAAGCGGAUGCUCUUCUUUAGUGCAUUUUGUCCAUUUUAGGUGUACCGGUAACAUGCAUGUGAUGUUCUGGAAGUAUUGAAGAAUACAUGUUAUAUUUCUCUGUAUUCUCAUUCCUAAAACACUAGUUGCAAUAGCUUGUGAGAUUGUGUUAUUUAUUAUUAAGCAAUAGGAAAAAAUUUCUCAUGUUGAGAUCUUAACAUGAGAGAACUUGAAGGGCCUAUAGGGCCCAUCACAAGUACCAAUGUAUAA